This is a messenger RNA of Aspergillus steynii IBT 23096, 807 nucleotides long. Its product is annotated as Fig1 domain-containing protein. Lineage: Eukaryota; Fungi; Ascomycota; Eurotiomycetes; Eurotiales; Aspergillaceae. Bases 1 to 807 code for a protein of 268 amino acids. Gene Ontology annotation, cellular component: membrane; mating projection tip. The record is from RefSeq and is a predicted model, not a curated record. The transcript is spliced from 4 exons. Gene Ontology annotation, biological process: conjugation with cellular fusion.
AUGGCAUUUCGCUUUGGAUCCGGGUUUGCCCGGUUCAUACCGAUGAUCGGUUACCACCAUGUGCUGAUGAUUAUCAUUGCUGUCGCUAUCAUUCUUCUCUCUCUACUAUUGGCGGGUUGCUCGUCAUCCUCUCCGCAAAUCCCCGACAUCUUCUUGAUCUCGAUGUACUACACGCGCUACGAUCCAGUUUUCAACCUCGCGCAAGUUGAUCCCGGUGUGGUGACGGCGACGGCGAAUAUCGUGGGAGGAGCCGAGAUGGAAGUCCGCGUGGGCUACUUUGGAAUCUGCGUAUCGCCGGACAGCGGGUCUUACAUUUGCAACUCCAAUGCCACCGCACUGGCAGAGAUCGUCACCGUCGACCAGGACCCAUUGAAUCUGAUCUGGGUGGCUUCGACUUUUAAAGAUGCUGUGGUCUUUCCGUAUCUAUUGAUCAUCGCCGUUAUCCUCGCCUUUUUCUGCUUCAUCCUUCUCGCCACUUUCCCCGGAUGGCACGAGGAAACCGACGCCACCGGUUCCGAGCGCGAGGUGAAACCGUUCCCUUCACGACCCGUCUCCCAGGCUGCCCUUGCCCUAAUCUUCAUCGCGUCCGUUUUCGUCCUUGUUUCGGUGCUAUGGCAGCAUACGGCAUCCGUAGCCGCCAGUACGAUCGCCCAAGAUAUGGGCAACGGCAGUGUGAAGAGCGGUGUGGGCACGUCUGCCAUGGUUCUGGGUUGGUUCGGAUUCGGUCUCAUGGUCGUGGUCACCAUCGGCUUGCUGGUCAUGAUUCUCAGCAUCAAGCUGAUACGGCAAUUGACGGAUGAAGAGUAG